Molecule: messenger RNA, 618 nt
Organism: Rotaria sp. Silwood1
Lineage: Eukaryota; Metazoa; Rotifera; Eurotatoria; Philodinida; Philodinidae
Source: the annotation of a GenBank genome assembly
AUGGCCAAAAAAAACUAUGAUCUUCUAUUUAAAUUAUUAUUAAUUGGUGAUAGUGGUGUUGGCAAAACAUGUAUUUUAUUUCGAUUUUCUGAUGAUUCAUUUAAUUCUUCAUUUAUUUCCACCAUCGGUAUUGAUUUUAAAAUAAAAACAAUCGAACUUAAUGGACGAAAGAUUAAAUUACAGAUAUGGGAUACUGCCGGUCAAGAACGAUUUCACACAAUUACAACAUCAUAUUAUCGUGGAGCAACAGGAAUCAUGCUUGUUUAUGAUGUAACACAAGCUAGAUCAUUUGAAAAUAUUAAUAAAUGGCUACGUAAUAUUGAUGAUCAUGCAUCCGAUGACGUUGUUAAAAUGCUUAUCGGUAAUAAAUGUGACAUGGACGAUAAACGUUGUAUUAAUCGAGCACGUGGUGAAGCAUUGGCACGUGAACAUGCAAUACCAUUUCUUGAGACAUCAGCAAAAAAUAAUAUUAAUAUAGAAAAAGCUUUCUUCGAAAUAUCACGACUUAUAUUAAACAAAACUCCAUUAAGUUCAUCUGAACCGACAACUGGAGGAUCGAUCGGUGUAUUGCAAGGAAAUAAACAAACGAAUCAAUCGAACUGUAUGAAUUGCAUGUAA